Molecule: messenger RNA, 1734 nt
Organism: Nanorana parkeri
Lineage: Eukaryota; Metazoa; Chordata; Amphibia; Anura; Dicroglossidae
Gene: IFT56
Product: tetratricopeptide repeat domain 26
Exons: 18
Coding region: 1-1677 (558 amino acids)
Biological process (GO): intraciliary anterograde transport; intraciliary transport involved in cilium assembly
Cellular component (GO): intraciliary transport particle B; ciliary base; ciliary basal body
Molecular function (GO): intraciliary transport particle B binding; protein binding
Source: RefSeq, a predicted model, not a curated record
AUGCCGUGCCGCCAGAUUCUGUCACGUGCUAAACCUGCCGUAGGCAGCGAUCUACAGCAGGCUGAUAAACACAAGAAAAAGGGAAAGAAAGUUCCCAAACUGGAUGAAUUGCUGUCUCAACGUGACUUUACUGGGGCAAUAACUUUACUGGAGUUCAAGCGUCAUGCUGGGGAGAGUGAAGAAGACACAGACUUGUGGAUUGGUUACUGUUCAUUUCAUCUGGGUGACUACAAAAAGUCUUUGGAGGUGUUUAAGCAUACAAGUCAACAGGAAGGAUGCAAUCCUGAUGUAUGGGUUAAUUUGGCUUGUGCAUAUUUCUUUCUGGGAAUGUAUAAAGAUGCAGAGGAGGCAGCCAAUAAAGCACCUAAAAGUCGUCUCCAGAAUCGUUUGCUAUUUCACUUGGCUCAUAAGUUUAAUGAUGAAAAAAGACUCAUGGUCUUUCAUCAGAACUUGCAAGACAUCAUUGAAGAUCAGCUGAGCCUUGCAUCUAUCCACUACAUGAGGUCACAUUAUCAGGAGGCAAUAGAUAUAUACAAAAGGAUAUUGCUAGAAAACAGGGAUUUUCUUGCUUUGAAUGUUUACGUGGCUCUUUGUUACUAUAAACUUGAUUACUAUGAUGUGUCACAGGAAGUCCUUGCGGUAUAUUUGCAACAGGUUCCUGACAGCACUAUUGCCCUUAACCUGAAGGCAUGCAAUCAUUUUCGUCUCUACAAUGGGAAAGCAGCUGAAGCAGAACUGAAAAGUUUAAUGGACAGUACUUCAUCUUCAUUUGAAUUUGCCAAGGAGCUGAUUAAGCACAACCUUGUAGUGUUCCGAUCUGGUUAUGGUGCUUUGCAGGUAUUACCACCCCUGGUAGAUGUUAUCCCUGAGGCACGUUUAAACUUGGUGAUUUACUACCUCCGGCAAGAUGAUGUGCAAGAAGCUUUUAACUUGAUUAAAGAACUAGAACCAUCUACUCCACAGGAGUAUAUCCUCAAGGGUGUUGUGAAUGCAGCUCUUGGACAAGAACUGGGCUUGAGAGACCACCUAAAAAAUGCUCAGCAAUUCUUUCAACUUGUUGGUGGCUCGGCCAGUGAGUGUGAUACAAUACCGGGAAGGCAGUGUAUGGCUUCUUGUUUUUUUCUUCUGCGCCAAUUUGAUGACGUCUUGAUAUAUCUUAACUCUAUCAAGAGUUACUUCUACAAUGAUGAUACUUUCAACUUUAACUAUGCUCAAGCCAAAGCUGCAGAUGGAAACUACAAAGAGGCAGAGGAGGUGUUUCUAUUAAUUCAGAGUGAGAAGAUAAAAAAUGAUUAUGUGUACCUGAGCUGGCUUGCCCGAUGUUAUAUCAUGAACAAAAAACCAAGAUUGGCAUGGGAGUUGUAUUUAAAAAUGGAAACAUCAGGGGAGUCAUUUAACCUUCUCCAGCUGAUUGCCAAUGACUGCUAUAAGAUGGGUCAAUUCUAUCAUGCAGCAAAGGCUUUUGAUGUAUUGGAAAGACUAGAUCCCAGUCCUGAAUACUGGGAAGGAAAGCGUGGGGCAUGUGUUGGGAUCUUUCAGAUGAUCUUAGCAGGCCGGGAACCAAAAGAGACACUGACAGAAGUGCUUCACCUGCUGAGAAGUACAGGUAGUACUCAAGUAGAAUAUAUAAUCCGAAUAAUGAAGAAAUGGGGCAAGGAUAACCGUGUUCCGGUAUAACUGACCUGUAUGUAAAAUUCCCAAGAUCCCUGUGAAGAGUAAUAUUCUCUGUAGAAG